UUAUUCUUUUACUACAAUUCAUUAUUCUUAUCAUUUUCAUUCUUUGAAUCGCGGAGCGACUGGCUCAUUACGUGAAUCAUCACUUCAGUCUCUGCUUCAUUAAGAAAUAUAUUCCAUUCCUGUGCUCAAUUUUUUUUCUAGCCCAACUAUCGAUUCAGACUCAUGUCGGUUGAGAGAAUUUUUUUGGUAAUUGUCUGGAUCACGAGGUUCGGUGGAAAUUAUGUGGAGUGCAACAGCAUCCAAAGGAUUCCCAGAGAUGACCCAAAUACUGAAAAUGUCAAGACUUUCAGAUAUCCACGAGCGAAUCAAUCAUCAGUGGCAAAAAAAUCUGAUGACCUGCACCUCCCGAUCUGCUGUCCACCAGAAAAAUUCACAGUUGCAUCCAGAUACGUGAUUUGCGAAUCAAGUUCUUUUUAUGAUUUCGAUGGGCCUGUGAGAUUGAGGGAGGACAUACCACCAGCAGAAGAGGUAUCAAAUAAUUACCAUCAAGUGGUUGGAAGUUCAUGCGAGAUUGGACCAUUCUACGAAUUAUCGGACGAAGUUCCUAGAGUUGAUAGAUUUCUGAUGCUAGAUGAUGGACGACUUUUUGUUGUUGAUCCGUAUUCACCAGUGCCGAGUGGAUUCGUCAGGGUUGAUCAUUAUUGUAUGAGUAGUUUCCUGGGGAAAAAUGGUACAUACACGAGAAUUAUUGCUUGCAUUCAACAAAAAUCCAUAAAGGAACAUCAGAGUUAUGCAAUUAUUGUUGCAUUACCUGUACCUUUUCUCAUUGUAACGUUCCUGGUCUACGCCUGUUUACCUGAAUUGAGGAACGUCCAUGGCAUGAUACUCAUGGCUUAUGUUGCUUCUGUACUCUGGGCAUAUGGAGCUGUCACUUUUGAGAGAUGGAAAUCUAUCACUCUACCAGAUAAUUUAGAGCUAUGUAAAUUCUUAGGGAUCACAAUGUAUAUUUCAUUGCUGUCCUCUUUCUUCUGGCUCAACGUCAUGUGCUUCGAUAUCUGGUGGACCUUCAGACAAUUGCGUCCACCGCGACGCAACGUAAAGCAGAACAAGUGGAAAAUAUUCAUUAUCUACGGAAUUUAUGCAUGGGGAUAUCCAUCGAUCAUAUUGAUUUUGAUCAGUACAGUUGGAUAUGUACCGAAAAAUGAAGAUGACAUCAGGCCAAGAUUCGCGGACGUCGCGUGUUGGUUCAAAAAUCGCACUGCGGAGUCAAUAUGUUUUUACUACCCCGUGGUGAUAACCGUCAUCUGCAAUAUUCUUCUUUUUGCAUUAACAAUACGAAAGAUUUACAAAGACAAGAAGUCAAUUGCUGCAUUAUUAAAAUCGAGUGAUAGUCGUCGUCAUAAUCAUCAUGAGCAGAGAUUGAAUAUCUACCUGAAACUGUUCGUCGUGAUGGGAAUUAAUUGGUCGAUGGACAUCAUCGCCUGGUUGUUGAAAAAUCAGGCCCAAUGGAUAUGGCAUGCAGCGGACCUUCUGAAUUCCUUUCAAGGAAUCAUGAUUUUCGUGAUUUUUGUUUGGAAGGAUAGAAUAAAGCGACGCUUGAUCAAACGCUUUGAAUGCCUAUCUCCAUACACUCUCAACAAUUGAAAAUACUCCGACAAUUAAUUUAUAUAUUCUUAUUUAAUUCAUCAACUACCACGACUAAUAAAACUUGAUCAAUUAAUUUUUUAAAUUAAUUAUCCUGUCAUUCGGAGAUUGCUGUAAAUUACACAGACGUCAUGCCGUAGAAUUUUCAC
This is a messenger RNA of Fopius arisanus, 1733 nucleotides long. Its product is annotated as G-protein coupled receptor Mth2. The record is from RefSeq and is a predicted model, not a curated record. The transcript has 7 exons. Gene Ontology annotation, molecular function: G protein-coupled receptor activity. Bases 163 to 1584 code for a protein of 473 amino acids. Gene Ontology annotation, cellular component: membrane. NCBI's taxonomy places the organism in Eukaryota, Metazoa, Arthropoda, Insecta, Hymenoptera, Braconidae. Gene Ontology annotation, biological process: cell surface receptor signaling pathway; G protein-coupled receptor signaling pathway.